Anastrepha ludens (Mexican fruit fly) is the source of this 1372-nucleotide messenger RNA. RefSeq names its product leucine-rich melanocyte differentiation-associated protein-like. NCBI's taxonomy places the organism in Eukaryota, Metazoa, Arthropoda, Insecta, Diptera, Tephritidae. The record is from RefSeq and is a predicted model, not a curated record. The transcript has 4 exons. Bases 284 to 1177 code for a protein of 297 amino acids.
GUUUUCGACUCAUUGUUGUGCCGUACUGUCAGUACUCCGUGCUCUUUUUGUGUUCUGCGAUUAGCUUUGAAUAUUAUCUGCUGGUGCAGCAUCUCAGCUGUGUAUUCGAGUAGAAUUUAUUGCGGAGUGUUGACAAGCAACAAAGUGUUACUUAAUGUUAAGGGUUUCCAAAAUAUUUUGAGCCUUAAGUCGGUGUGCCGUUGUUUGUAAUCUAAAAUUUGUAAAUGUUAUUGUGGAAAAAAAACUAUACAGUUAUAUCACAUAGUUUCCGUUAACUACUAGCAUGUCAGAUGCAGAUGGUAUUCUAAGCAGGGACAACAGCGAAAAUCAAAAACUCUUUUCGGUACUUAAGUCCUGUGCGAACCUCGCGUUUUACGACGAUUACUGCGAAGACUUCGGUCUAUCGGAUUAUAAUUUUUGUGUUAUGCAAAAAAUUAUAUCUGUUAGUGGAAACAUUUCUACAAGUAGCUUCGCCAGUGAUGACUCCAUUGGAGAUAAUAUUCUGGAGGAAAAUGGAAGAAUAUCAUUGGCUUAUGAAAAUUUGCGUACAAUACCCGGACGAAUCGCUGAAAAGUUUACCACCCAUACUAAAUGCUUAGAUCUUAGUUACAACCGUUUCGAAAAUUUAUCGUUUUUAUCAUUCUUCGAUGAAUUGGAUACGUUAAUAUUAGAUAGAAACUGCACUUUGGAUGUGAAUACACUGCCGUUUUUAGAAAAUAUCAAAAUUUUGUGGAUUAAUAACUGCAAUAUUUCAAAUAUGGUUGAAUGGAUCCAUCGCAUACAAACACAUUGUCCCUCAUUGGAACAUCUUUCAUUGAUGGGUAAUCCCGGUGUAAAUAACGAGUUUGUUUAUUCCAUGUCAUCAACACAAAAAGCGACCUGUCAGGAGAUGCCGUUGCCACCCGCUGAUAUAAUUAACUACCGUGAAUGCAUAUUCAAUUCCCUGCCACAGCUAAAAACCCUCGACGGAGUUGCGCGAGAUAACAAGCUAUUAAAACAUCAGCAAGUUAAUUUCACAUACAGUAGCACCGGAAACAGCCCAGUAUCUUCCUCUUCGAGUAACAAAUUAGGCAAAGACGAAAGAAACCAACAAAUUCAUCCAACGCCUAGUUUUGGGGAUCUUUUUCAAAUCAACAAAAAAAGAAAAAAAGUAUAUCAGAUGUCUUCUACACAUUAGCUACAUAAGUAUCUGCAUUAUACAAUGUUUAUGAUAGUUUUCUAUGUAUGCAAAGACUUAUUUCAAAGUGCGGUACUUAUUCAAAAAACGUAUCAUUUUUUAUUAAUAUUUAACUGCUUCGAGUUACGAAAUACUUAUAAUUUGUGAUACAUUGUAUUAAAAAUAAAAAUUUAGUUAAAGGCAUCAGAAAAUGAA